Molecule: messenger RNA, 1122 nt
Organism: Aspergillus welwitschiae
Lineage: Eukaryota; Fungi; Ascomycota; Eurotiomycetes; Eurotiales; Aspergillaceae
Exons: 4
Coding region: 1-1122 (373 amino acids)
Source: RefSeq, a predicted model, not a curated record
AUGGAAGACACUCUAGCUCCGUUCACCCAAACGGACGCAGAACGACAAGAACCGCGGGUUCAACAAUAUAUCCAGACAGCUGGUCACAUAAAUGACCUCCAAGUCCAUCAACAGACCAGGACUACUACUAGCACCCCGAGCUCCCACGGCACAUCUGGCUCUAACUGGGACAUCAAGGAAGUCAACGCCGUCCGAGCGAUCCCACUGCUCAAUCUUCCACCAAGGCGGAUCGUCCCAGCGAAAUUCUUCCCAGGGAAUGGUCAUUCAGAAUUUGCAUAUAUGCGCCGAUCAAUCCAGGCUGCAUCUAUUGACGAUCUCAAGGCCUUCAUCUCAGCAAGAUAUGAGGGGAACCCGUUCCUAGCAUUCUUCUUUGACCUAGCGGGGCUUAUCACCACCGAUACUUCAGAAGCAACCAUCGCUCGCGCGCACCAAAGGAGUGUCAGCGGAGAUUCCAUCCAUUCAGAUCUCUCCACGCCCAGUGAUGAGGACAGCUGCGAAAGUGCAAGUGUUCAGGCGCUCAAAUCCUUUACAAAAGCUGUCAUGUCGUAUAUGGGAAAUGAUACAUAUUUGUUUCCUCGAACCUUUAACCGUGUCCAUUUCAAAAGUAUCCCUAACAACAUCGAAUUCAGAUGGAGAAUGGCAGGGACCACAUAUGUCGCUGUGAAUGAUGGAUCUGUGGGAUGUAAAUCGCGACAUGCUGGGGGAAUUAAGCGAAGUUCUGGAGAACCGGAGAAAUUCAACCCAACGGUUUUUGCCCAGGAGGUAGGCGAAAUGAUUGGGAGUGUGGGCGCUCAGCGAUCUAGGCCUGUUCUCAUAAAACAUACUAGCGACCAGGAGGCCUUUGUGAUCUGCAUGCACGGAACGCUAUUCUAUAUAAGCGCGGCAUAUUUUUCGCCGGAAUAUAUCCAUUAUAUCGAGACAACCGAGCCUACGACGAUCGCUGCUGGGGAGAAUCUUCUAUGGAUUCGAAGAUCCAUUCAUUUUGAUCUGAAAUGCCCGGAGGAUAGAGGCCAGGCGUUGAAGUUUUUCUGGGCGCUGGUGAAGUAUAUUGCCAGCGGGGAAGCGCGAUCGAAUAUGGUGGCUGCAGCAAUUGAUGCUGCGAGGGACAUUCCAGUCGAAUGA